AUGCACUUUGCUCCUCUAAGAAUCCUCCUGCUCCCGAAAAUCCUCCUGCUCCUGGGAAUCCUCCUGCUCCAGGCGGCGGUGGCGGCAGAGGCGGGGGUGGAGGGCGUGGUGGACGAAGGGAAUGACGAGAUCGAAGACCCCGCAGCACAGGAGGAGGAGUACCAGCGCCGCCGUUUGGAGGAGGAGUACCAGCGCAUGCAGGAGAUGUCUCCUGUUCGUGAGACAUUCGAGGACGAAGCAGGACCGUCCGAGCCUCGCGUGGAGGACAAGGAGGUGUCCCCAGACAAGGGCAAGGGGAAAACUAAGGUCACCCCCAAGAGAACCAAAAAAUAA
Molecule: messenger RNA, 333 nt
Organism: Klebsormidium nitens
Lineage: Eukaryota; Viridiplantae; Streptophyta; Klebsormidiophyceae; Klebsormidiales; Klebsormidiaceae
Source: the annotation of a GenBank genome assembly